Messenger RNA from Oncorhynchus nerka (sockeye salmon), 3399 nucleotides. Its product is annotated as MAGUK p55 subfamily member 2-like. NCBI's taxonomy places the organism in Eukaryota, Metazoa, Chordata, Actinopteri, Salmoniformes, Salmonidae. The transcript is spliced from 22 exons. The record is from RefSeq and is a predicted model, not a curated record. Gene Ontology annotation, cellular component: cell-cell junction; plasma membrane. The coding region runs from base 1 to 1785 and encodes 594 amino acids. Gene Ontology annotation, molecular function: protein binding.
AUGUACCUGACCGAGUGGGCGUGUCGGCUACGCACCAAAGACAACGGUUCUCUUCACUGGGUCUGGGUCUGGGUCUGGGUCUGGCUAGGUGUGACUCGUUCCUCUGAAUCUGUAUCUGUGUUUCUGUGUCUCAUUGUGAAGCUGGGUCUGGGUCUGGGUCUGGUGGUACCCCCCCAGGUCCUGGAUACCCUGAGUGACAGCAACAGCUCCACCACCGCCAAUGACCUGGACCUCAUCUUUCUCAAGGGCAUCAUAGACAGCCCCGUGGAACCAGAGAGUCUGGAAAAGACCAGAUUGGUGGCGGUGAGGGACAACAACAUAGAGCUGGUCGAGGAGAUCCUCAGAGAGCUGAGUCCCUUCACACACCAAAGCAACACUGCAGCAGAGCUCACGCGCAUCCUCAUCGACCCCCACUUUCAGUCUCUGCUGGAGACCCAUGACUCGGUGGCGUCCCAGGUGUGUGACACCCCUCCACCCAGCCCCUGUGCCUACAUGGAGCCCCCCGUCAGCAACCAGCCCGUGCCCCCAGAUACCGUCCGGAUGGUGGGCAUCCGCAAAGUAGCUGGUGAACACCUGGGCGUGACUUUCCGUGUGGAGGCGGGGGAGCAGGUGAUUGCCAGGAUCCUCCACGGAGGGAUGAUCGACCAGCAGGGUCUCCUCCACGCGGGUGACAUCAUGAAGGAGGUGAACGGGAAGGAGGUGGGUGAGGACCCGAGGGUGCUGCAGGAGAUGCUGCAGGAUGCCAGCGGCAGCGUGGUGCUCAAGAUCCUCCCCAGCUAUCAGGAGGGCCACGCGCCAGGACAGGUGUUUGUGAAGUGUCACUAUGACUAUGACCCGGCCAAUGACAACCUGAUCCCGUGUAAAGAGGCAGGGCUUAAGUUCUACACUGGUGACAUCCUGCAGAUCGUCAAUCAGGAUGACCUCAACUGGUGGCAGGCUCGUCGUUGCGUGGAGGGAGGCAGUGCUGGGCUGAUCCCCAGUCAGCUGCUGGAGGAGAAGAGAAAAGCCUUUGUCAAGAGAGACGUGGAGCUAUCCCCCCCAGGAAACCUUUGUACUGGAGUGGCGGGAAAGAACAAGAAGAAAAAGAUGAUGUAUCUAACCACUAAGAAUGCAGAGUUUGACAGGCAUGAGUUAGUGAUCUAUGAGGAUGUUGCCAAGGUGCCUCCGUUCCGCAGGAAGACGUUGGUUCUGAUUGGUGCUUUGGGAGUAGGCCGACGCAGCCUGAAGAACAAACUGCUGCUGUCUGACCCACAGCACUACGGCACCACCAUCCCCCACACCUCCAGAAAGCCAAAGUUAGGGGAGCGGGAAGGCCAGAUGUAUGCCUUCACCUCGCGGAGCAAGAUGGAGGCAGACAUCAAGAACGGUCACUACCUGGAGCAUGGCGAGUACGACGGCAAUCUCUACGGCACCAAGAUGGACUCCAUCCAUGAGGUAGUGGAGGCCGGUCGCAUCUGUGUACUGGACGCCAAUCCUCAGGCCUUGAAGGUACUGUGGACGUCUGAGUUCCUGCCUUACGUGGUGUUCAUCGAGGCCCCUGAUUUUGAGGUCCUCAAGGCCAUGAACCAGUCGGCCAUCGAGACUGGAGUCGUCACCAAGCAGCUGACGGACUCAGAGCUAAAGAGAACAGUGGACGAGAGCUCCCGCAUCCAGACGGCCUACGGACACUACUUUGACCUCACCAUCGUCAACGACAACCUGGACGAGAGCUACAGGAACCUGAAGGCAGCUCUGGAGAAGGUCUCUGCUACCCAGCAGUGGGUCCCAGUCACCUGGGUCUUCUAGUGAGAGACAGAAGGACAAGAGGCUGGUGUUGAACACUUGUUCUCUCAUUCGUCAACACAAGACAUCCGAUGAUACUGUCUGGCUCAUCAUCACAGUGACCUCUGGACCUCUGACCUUUGGACCCCAUACAUAAGACUGAACUGACAGCAUUCUUUUUGCUGUGUACAUAUUGCCUUUGGAAAUUUGUCGACAAAACGUGAAGGAUUUUCUUGUUUGGACAUUAUGUGAUUCUGGUGUGUGUGUGUGCAUGUGUGUGUGUCUGUGUGUGCGUGCAUUCGUGUGGUUGCAGAGUGUCUUAACCAUAAUCAUGUUCGCUACAUUGAUUCUUUAGGUCAGCAGUAGUUUGUCUAUGUUUACAUGAAUCAUUAAAUGGACAUUCAGAAUACACACACACACACACACAUACACACACACACACACACACACACACACACACACACACACACUCAAAGGGAGCUAGCUGUGUUAUUUCCCUAAUUCUAUUUUUAUUACCAAAUUCUAUUUUUUGUACGGGGAGUUCAAGUUGAAACCCUUUUUGACACCUACUGUUGAGUAUUUCUUUUUUCUAUCAUUUCAAAAACGCAAGACGCUGAGGUGUGAACAUAAAACAUUCAAAUAAUUUGAAGAUAGCAUGUAGAUACACAGAGAGAUGUAUAUGACAGAUAGACUGUAAGUACCACCUUUAUUUAUGUGACCACACAGGCACUUUUUAUAUUUGUUUUUGAUGUGUCAAAAGCCUUCUUUCUAUUUAUUUAUUUUUUUAAAUACUAUUUCCACCCAGGUCUGCUGUACAGUACAGUACACACCAAUUUGACAAAUAAACGUCUCCAGAGUUUUACACGAUGGGUUGCUUGAUGUUGGUUACAAAGAAGGCCUUCUGGAGCCAUUCAUCAGGCCUUCUGGAGCCAUUCAUCAGGCCUUCUGGGUAACCAACAGCAAGGAACCCAUCAAGUAAAACUCUGGAGCCGUUUUACUUGUUCAACUGGGCAGACCUUUUUAUUACACUUUCGCAACAGAGGACCUUGUGAUGCAGUAGUACAGGAUGCGUGAUCUAUUGGGUCAGUUGAAAUUGAUGCACCCCAGGCUUUGGGAAAUUUUGUGAUAAUUCGUUUGGGAAAGAGAAAGCUCAAGGCACUAGACACGAAACAGAAGAAAAUAGACUGAGGAUGUACUACUUCUCCAAUAGGAUACGCUUGUUUUUGUUUUCUGUUGCGAAACAUUUAGCUAUAAUGUGCCCUAAUAUAAAUAUGACCCUGGAAACUCCAGAGGAAUCACACACGACACACAACAAUGACAAGUUUGUGUACUCCGGAUGAGUGUAAGGUCAUAGGUUCUUACUUUUAGUAUGGUUUCUACAUUCCAUGAUGCUCACAUGUAUCCAUGGCAUUUUCAAACACCAAGAAUAUGAGUUUGGAGAUUUCAAUUAGAUGAAUUCAUGAUUGAACAAUUUCAAGAUGCUUCUGUAUUUGACUGUGUAUCCGUCACAGUUUCUAGAUGUACUGUAAAUGACAGACUGUGAAUGUAGAUAGACAAUAGACUAGAGGCAAAGGCUAACUACAGUAACAGUGUAUUGUUUAAAGGAAAAUGAACAAUACAUUUGAUGAUGCACAUAAU